Telopea speciosissima is the source of this 2094-nucleotide messenger RNA. RefSeq names its product protein SINE1-like. Gene Ontology annotation, molecular function: microtubule binding. The record is from RefSeq and is a predicted model, not a curated record. Lineage: Eukaryota; Viridiplantae; Streptophyta; Magnoliopsida; Proteales; Proteaceae. Gene Ontology annotation, cellular component: microtubule. Bases 46 to 1866 code for a protein of 606 amino acids. The transcript is spliced from 3 exons.
CAGAUAUAGAACAGAGCUUCCCUCGUUUCUCAAUCAGACUUGAGAAUGGGUAGAAAUCUCAGCCCAGUUCUCCAGCGAGAACUGGCGAACCUUGACAAAGAUGCAGAUAGCCGAAAAUCAGCUAUGAAAGCACUAAAAUCGUACGUGAAGGAUCUGGACAAAAAGGCUAUUCCACUCUUUCUUGCACAGGUUUCUGAAACCAAGGGACCUGGUUCAUCAUCUGGGGAAUGCACCAUUUCCCUCUAUGAAGUUCUUGCCCGUGUACAUGGCCCUAAUAUUGUUCCCCAGAUUGAUAACAUCAUGUCCACCAUCAUCAACACCAUGGCUUCCAGUUCAGGAUCCUUCCCUCUCCAGCAAGCAUGUUCAAAGGUAGUUCCUGCUAUAGCUCGAUACGGGAUUGACCCACUGACUCCAGAAGACAAGAAAAGGAUGAUAAUCCACUCCCUCUGUAAGCCUCUUUCAGAUUCUCUAUUGGGUUCCCAAGAAGGCCUUGCUUCGGGAGCUGCAUUGUGUCUGAAGGCUCUUGUUGAUGCUGACAACUGGCGGUUUGCAUCCGAUGAAAUUGUUAAUGAGGUUUGUCUUAGAGUUGCCGGGGGAUUAGAGGAAAAACCCACUCAGACAAAUUCUCACAUGGGGUUGGCUAUGGCUUUGGCAAAGCAUAACAGCCUAAUUUUCGAGGCCUACGCAAGGUCACUAAUACGAUCUGGACUACGUAUUCUGGAUGCUGGUGUUUUGGAUGGAAAUUCUCAAAAGCGAUUGUCUGCCAUUCAGAUGGUGAAUUUCUUAAUGAAAUGUGUAGACCCUCGGAGUAUUUUCACAGAACUGGGGGCAGUAAUUAAAGAGAUGGAAAAAUGCCUCUCUGAUCAGAUGGCUUUUGUGAGUGGGGCAGCUUUUGAAGCAUUACAGACUGCCAAGAUAAUAGUCGCAGAUAAAGGUUCAAGAUUUGAGAGGGAUUCAGGUUCAAUCACAGGAUCAAAUUUUGGUAGGAGGAGAGAUCAUGGCAGGCGGAUAAAUUCAUGGAAUUCAAGAGAUCCAUCUCCUAUUUCUGCAUCACCAGAAUCACAAACUGUUGAUUCUUUCGUUGAGUAUGAUUCUUUGGUUGAAUCGCCAGUAUCAACUGGGCAAGUGUCAUGUAACUUGGAUCAUGGAGGUAGGUGUGUCAACAGGAGACUCUGGAAGAAUGAGAAUGGGAGAGUGGAUUUGUCACUCAAAGAUAAUUUGUUUUCAGAAGUGGGUAUGGGUAGUAACACAUCACACACUUUUGUGGAGGGCUUUGGGGAUGGUGAAAUAAGCAACAAUGGAGUUCAAUCAGGGGAAUUCUCAGGGUUUUUGCAGGAAAGUCCUAGCAAUGGCGUAACACGUAGCACCACUCCCAGUCCACAGAGGCCAUUCUCUCAACUCAACAUUGAUGGUAUAAAGAUCUUCACAACUCCGAGGAAGCUUGUUCGUUCUCUUCAGGAUCCAAAUGAUGUAAAUUCUGACUUUUCUGAGAAGCAAACCAUAAGGUUUAGAAGCCCAGCCUUGAACCAAUCACAAUGGAUCCCAAGAAGGAAAUUAGAACGGAAUGCCAUAUCAUAUGAUCUAAAAUUUGACGUUGAAGGUACCAACAAUGUGUCUAAGACUGGGGAGUGGAUGCAAAUUGACUCUGAAUCAGUGUCAUCAACAGAUGAUGUUCUCACCAACGCUGCACAAGUCUAUGACACGGUGAGCACUGAAGAUAAAACUGAAGCCAAAAGUAUAAAAAAGAGAAGUUUUACGACGGUUGCUCUUAAUUUGAUUUGUUGCCUCUUCAUCCUUCUUGCAAUUUCCAUUUCAGUCAUGUGGACUGGUACUCUGGAGGAAGGAUCUAAUCUUGUUCCAACCUGAUUCCAGAUUUCUGUAAGAGAAUCUGUAAUCAAUUUUACAUGGCCUAGUUAUGAUUAACAGUAACAAAUUUCUCUGAACAAAUAUAUCCAUUAGGGAAAGCUUGUCUAAUCUUUAUGUACCGUCAGAUUUGUAGGUCUAACCUAAUGAAAAUAUUUAUUUCUUUUCAUACUUGAUGUUUAUUUUUCUUUCGUAUAUGGAGAAAAUCACAGCAGACCAAAUACUUCUUUG